Astyanax mexicanus (Mexican tetra) is the source of this 1577-nucleotide messenger RNA. RefSeq names its product chromosome 8 C14orf119 homolog (gene c8h14orf119). The transcript is spliced from 3 exons. Bases 259 to 840 code for a protein of 193 amino acids. Lineage: Eukaryota; Metazoa; Chordata; Actinopteri; Characiformes; Acestrorhamphidae. The record is from RefSeq and is a predicted model, not a curated record.
ACCUGCACGGGGCGCCAUAACCACAGCACAUCCAGGAAAUCCCUCCUUCUCCUUCCUCAGAUUCACAACAUGGAGGCGAUUUUACAGUUUUACUAGAUAAUAACACAAUGGGACGGAUUUCUUACAGGGAGACUUUCUUCCAGUGGUCUGAGUCUUGGUUUAUAUAGUGUUCAGAGUUGCUGUGUGCUGGAGAUUAUGAGGCAAACCUGUAACCCAGAUCUCAUUCUGUAGAAACGCCGCGAACCCUGGGAGCAGAAAAUGGCCUGGUUCCAUCAUGCCUUGGCCCAAGGUGCGAGCCAGCAGCAGCAGCAGCAGCCAUCUUCCAUGAAGAACCUCAUAACUGAGCCGAACUUUAGCACAGCUAUGGCAGGUGCUUCACCCAACAGCCUGAGCCUGUUUCCGUCCUCAUUUACAGACUUCCCUCCCGUUCCGCAGGACAUGGCUCCUCCGAGCCUGGGAGAGCUCUCCUGCACUUCAUCGCUCAACCUGAGGGCGAGCCACGACCCUGCUCCAGUGUCCUAUGUGACUCUGCAGGAACAGCGGUGUGUGUUAAGCUGGUUUCUGGGCUGGGGAUCUUGUCAAAGAGGACGCUUUUUAGAAGACUUGAUUUCAAAGGCAGUGCCGGGAAAAGUCAGUAGCUUGUUGGAGCAGCUCAAUACACUUCAGGUAAAAGACCGGCCACCCAGCAUUUUUGAGUGUCAGUUGAGACUGUGGACUCAGUGGUUCGAGUCAUGGAGUGAGGAUGAGAGAAAUGGUUUCUUGAAUAGCCUGGAAGAGAAGGAUCCAAUGUUUGUCUCCCAUUUUUACAGAGCACUGGCGAGCACUGCGGGAAGAGACUGACAGCCUCUGUGAAAGGGGCAGUUUUUUGUGUUUAUAUACUGUCAUACAACUUCAGCGUACCCUGAUUCGUACCUCCCUAGACAGCUGCAGCAGUUUUGAUUGGCCCACCGAGCCUUGUGUUCCUGCCUACACAUUUCCACCUUUGUGGUUAAACUGUAGAGCAAUGCAGACGCACAAGUAUUAAUGCUGACAACAUCAUAGGCAACAUGCUGUAAACUAAACCAGCCUUUAGGCAUUCAGGUGUUAGCAGAGUUGACAGCUCUUGAUGGAGCUUGACAGUCUAGUUUUGAGUGACAAGAUUCUUGCCAAUGCUAACCUGAUUAAGCUAUUAUUGACUAUAGAACAGUCACGGAUAAUUCUGAUCCUGCAGGGUUAGAUUCCUGUUUUGUGCUUGCCUGCUCAGAUAAAGCUGAUUCAGCUAACCUCUUGAUUGCUAGGUAUUGGAAGUCUGUUAAAGCAGACUUCCAAGAGAUCAGCAAACUGUGCUAGCCUCCUGCUCCCCUUUACCCACCCUGCUAUAGAAGGAGCUUUAAUGGGUUUCAGGUGGGCAGCACAGAGGGAUGCAUCACUGUGUCAAAAAGAAAAGGGAUAUCUAUUAUUAAACAGUUUGGAAUUGUAAUAAUAAAAGUCUGCCCUCUACAGGCGAGUUUGUGUUGGUGUGUACAUGUUGGUGUCUCAGGACCUCAGUGAUUUAAAUCACUUUUUGUUAAAUUCUUAUUAAAGGAAUGUGCAUCUUU